Messenger RNA from Symbiodinium sp. CCMP2456, 1050 nucleotides. The record is from the annotation of a GenBank genome assembly. NCBI's taxonomy places the organism in Eukaryota, Dinophyceae, Suessiales, Symbiodiniaceae.
AUGCGCGCAGAAGGGCUGAGCUGCCGGGAGGAGGAGAUGAAGCAUCUCGUGCUCUUGGUCAUGCGCAGAGAGCAUCAGCUUGACGACUGGAUGAAGCAGACCCUGGAGAAUCGUCAGGAGUUGCUCAAGGCUCGAGGCUACAGCGUGGCCUCUCUCAAGGAUGACAAGAAGGCUGACAAGAAGGGCAAAAAGGACAAGAAGGACGAGCCGGAGGAGAAGAAGGAAGUGAAGGAAGUAACCCUCAAGCUUCCGAAGCCCAAGGAUGAUGCACGAGCGAAGUGGAUCACUCACUGCAAUCGAAACGUCCUCAAAGACUCCAUGGUGAGCUCUGCUGAUUUGGAGGAGGAAAGCAUCAAGACCUUCGCAAUGCGGCCUGCGCUGGAGUGGGCACUACUCAAGCUGCACGAUACUGACACGAGCCUGGACAGCAUGUUUGUGCUCCUCUAUCGGCUCUACACAGGCCACACCCGCCUGAAGCUCGGCCCGGCUGGGACUCCCGAGGAGGAUUCGCGACGAUUUGCUCACACCUUUGCCACGCUCGUCGCCUACAUGCAGUCUGAGACGAUGGAACAUGGCUUCCUCGCCUCCUUCCUCAACGUCUUCGCGCACAACUUCGACGAGCUCUGGACUGCCGAAGGCCCCGCAGCUGAUUUGCCAAAACCUCCUGGCGCCGAAACCAGCGCGGGACGUGGGAGCCAGUCUCGGGAGCUCCUCAACGAGCGCUUCCUCGUGGAGCUAAGAAGCUGGAUCAUCGACCGGAAGGAUCGGCUGGUCUGGCCCAAAGGGGGCGAUGACGAGGAGGAAGACGAAGAAGGUGGCAAAGAAGACGGCGACGACGAUGAUGACGAAGACGAGGAGGACGAGGAGGAGGAGGCAGAGGGCGAUGAUGAGGAGAAGACGGGCCCGGACGAGACAUCAGAGAAAGCAAAGGAAGCAAAGGAAGCAAAGGAAGGAGAGGAGGACGAGGAGGAGGAAGAGGACAAUGCAGAGACAUUCAAAGCAAAGGCAUGGGCCCCAGCGGCGCUAUGUUUCUUUAGCUGGUUGUAUUGA